This is a messenger RNA of Branchiostoma belcheri (Belcher's lancelet), 2847 nucleotides long. RefSeq lists its product as uncharacterized. The record is from RefSeq and is a predicted model, not a curated record. The coding region runs from base 136 to 2847 and encodes 903 amino acids. Gene Ontology annotation, molecular function: glycosyltransferase activity; protein binding. Gene Ontology annotation, biological process: intracellular signal transduction. Lineage: Eukaryota; Metazoa; Chordata; Leptocardii; Amphioxiformes; Branchiostomatidae. The transcript has 7 exons.
AGUCUCCUCACAUGAAGGGCUCAGUGGUGCUACAGUCGUUAUAUUUUCUCGUAAGCACUGCUGUGGUUCACGCAGAGAAAAAACAAACAGUGAGUGUUAUUUUAUUGUGAUUCAGUUGCCGGCUGAAGUUGACUGAUGGAGAGCGAACAAAUCGACGGAGACUCCCGGCGGCUGAAGGACUACUUCGCCGGCGCCGUCAGAACAGGGAACGGGAUCGUGUUGGAGGAGCUUCUGAGCAACGGAAUUUCUGCUUUAGACAUGGGUAAAAUUGACGGGAUGUGCUGUGAGGAACAUCUGACGAUUUCCGGACACAGCGAAGCACUGGAAGUCGUUCUGAAACACUCCCCCGUUAAACAGUGGAUCAGCGAGUACCACCAAAUUCUGAAGAAACACAAUCCACGGGAAUACCUGAUCUGGCAAAAGAAGAACAGCUGCCGACCGGAAAUGACGACCAUGAACCACGAACUGGCCAAUAGGAAGGCCGCUAUGUUUGCCGCCAUCCGGCACAACCGGCCGGCCUGCCUCGAUCUCAUCCUGACUCACGGGGUGGACUUCCGGGCCAGGGACUUCUUCCUCAACAAAGGCGUGCGGCAGCCCAUGGCCACCGUGCACCUGGCAGCGGCGCUCGGAUUAUCAUACUGCACUAUUGAGAGGAAGAACUACCACCAUAGCUCUCGUACACACACUCUCCAAGCAGAGUAUGAAGAUAUGUUAUAUGUGAUAUCUACGACUAUACAUUUUUACACAGGUAUGUCGGACUGCAUCGACGUUCUGAUGCGGCACGAGACGAGAGCCUAUGCGGACAAGUCCAACCGCGUGUCGGGAAUACGAUUCUACCGGCACACGCGCGAAAUGGACGGCAACAACUGCUGGAAGACACCGAUGAUCUUCGCCGCAGAGAACGGCCACCACGAGACCAUAUCCCGACUGAAAAACCACAGCAUCAACAUAGACGGGACCAACACGUACAACCACCUGAGUUCCUGCAUUAGGUUUGGAGCCGUAGACGCCAUCUUUGUUUUGUGUCAACAUGGCGCUACUUGCUACUCAAAGCCAACUGAAAAAUUCACUCCGGAAGGUCCUCUCCACCACGCUAUCAAAACCGGAAAUAUCCGGAUAGUGGAAAUCAUGCUCAGAACGCUGGGAACAGUAGAUUUCAGGCCGAUGGUAACCGACCAGACAGAUUUGCAUAUGGCAGAGUUGCUGAGGAAAAUGUCGUCUGCACCGAGAACUCUGAGUCACCUCUGUCGUCACGUGAUCAGAGGCAUGCUGGGAGAAAAAAGGUGCUACUUUGGGGUAGAACUGUUGCCGCUUCCAAAUAGACUGAAGAGCUUCGUCAGAUUAGUUGAGCGGCAGGUUGUGACCCUGUUUGCAUCAGCCAUGGGAGGGAUGUACUUUGCUACCCUGCUCUACAUCUUCCCCAAAGUGUUCAAGGACGAAGACUCAAGUCCAUUGCCCAGAAGGGAAGGACAAAGCAGUCACCUUUCUGUGGUCAGGAAGGUGUACCUACAGGACGACAGUACCGGAAAAUCCACCAUCACUCCGGAGAAGAUUCCAAGCGAAAGAACUGAGAACUCUACACAGCUUUCGAUUUUGUCUCCAUUCAAGGUGUUCGUGUACGACCUUCCGCCGGAAUUCAACUCUGACCUUGUCCACUGCAUCCAGGUUAAGAACAGGUGCUACCAACUCCAGGACUACGGCAUGGGGUUGGAGUUCGCUCGCUACGGGAACGUGUCGUUCCGAAGCACGCACAUGUUCGCGCUCGAAGUCAUCCUCCACCGCAAACUCCUGUCCAGUUCGUACCGAACGCUCGACCCCGAGAAGGCAGACGUGUUCUACGUCCCCUACUACCCCGCACUUGCGGCCGCUUGCGAGCCGAUGAAUGUUAUCGACAACCCGGUACUAGACAGAGAACUGUGGCAGUUCGUCAGGGUAAACUAUCCUUAUUUUGACCAGGGAAAACCACAAAUCAUGGCUCUGGGCAGAAUAGAGAGGGAGCAUGCUGAUGUCACGGGAGGGAUCCUGAAAACUCCGGAGUCUCGCUCGGUAACGUUCGUCGGCAUCGAACACGAGUCGGACCCGAGGACGCUGAGAUACAUCCGACGGAGCGGGUUGUCAAUGGUGGUGGCACCGUACCCUUCCUUCGGACAUCUCAUUUCUAACAACAACGACUUUGGUGUAGAAUCAAGGCACGAAAAAACUUCGGACAUGUCAAGGGACGUGUUUGUGUUGUUCGCAGGGAGCAGGCGAAUGUCCCACGACAUAAGGCGGAUUCUCAGCCGACAGCUCAGCCCAACAUCAGAAAAAUAUUCCUCGUCUUCUUCACUGAACAACAAGCAGAACGUGUGGUUUAUCACGCAAGAAUGUAGACACAGAAGCUGGCAGGGGGAUCUGGUCGAGUGGAUGCACCACUCUGUCUUCUGUCUCCAGCCUCCAGGCGAUUCGCCGACUAGAAAGUCGUUCUACGACGCCGUUCAGUGCGGAUGCAUCCCUGUCAUAUUCAAGCUAGACUACGAACCGGUGUACCCGUUCGACGACGUUUUGGACUACUCCAAAUUCACGGUCAAAAUCACAGACGACGACUUCUUUCAAGAGAAACGGUCCAUCAGCGACAUCUUGCGGGACGUCCCACAAGCGCAGAUCACUGCAAUGCAGGGCGAACUCCGACAGGUGGCACCCCUGCUGCAGUACUCGUACCCGCCGUUACCAGAAACGAAGGACGCGUUUGAUAUGGUUAUGAACGAAAUAGGACGGACAAGGGGAGGCAAAACUUACGUCAGACGCCGCUAUGGCAAUAAAGUAAGGAAAGUUGCGGGGAGGGGGGCAGGAGGCUGGAUUGUGGAGUAA